AUGCAAUUUUGGCUUGGCUGGCCACUGUGGCAGAAAUUGAGCUUUGUGCUCGCAUGUCUUUUGGCAUUGGUGUUGCUGUACUCCUUCGGCGUCCUUGCAUACAACAGACAGGCGAUGAAGAAAUAUGCCGCAGCCGAAGCACGCCAAAGGGCUGAAAUGCAACCUAUGUUGACCGAAACGAGCGAGAUACCAUUCGGUGCCAGAGCCCUGGAGAGGGGGAUCCAAGUGGAAGGUAUAUGGACACCGGAAUGUCGCUCAGCGAGACAGUCCGUCGUCCUGUCGGGAAGCGAACCAGCGAGCAUCAUUUCAGCGCCAGCCUUGGUACCCUCACUGUCGCCCAGUAAUAUCCAGGGACCCGAGCGAGUGUAUCAACCGGUGUCAAUACCUAGUAUUUUCGAACCGCACGGCUCUUCCAAAGUCCCAGAUAUCGAGCACGGACGGCCUGAAAAUACAUAUGUCCCGCGAACAAGCCGAUCGUUCCAGCUGGAUAGCCGGGGAAAUAAUGAACUGGAUUGCUUGGCUGUCCCUGACAAACGUCGAUCCAAAGGUUGGUUUGGCGCUCGAGGCUCGUGGGUCAAAAAACCAUUUGAGGGCUAUAAGAGGAGGCCGGCACUUGAUGGACACCGUCGGACUUCAUCCGAAAGCUUCAGAAGAAGGAUCAGCAAGCUGAUUGACGAGAAUAUCCGAACAAACCCCGCAGAAAUAUACCAGUUAAAUGCGAUUAACCAGGAGGCCGUUGGGAGUCAUAGAACGCCGUUGCAAACCACCUGAGAGCAUGCGAUCUUCUUACAUCCUUUUACGACAAACCACGACCGAGUAGGUUAGCUGUAUUGCAAGGCAAUUAGCUUCUGGGUCUGGAAAUAGAAGCAAAGGUUCACCCUGGGUAUUGCCGCUUGUUGGAUAUGAGUUAGGAACGGGUCAAAAGCCGCCAUGGUGAGAGUGUGUAGUCCUCAUUUGGAGUGUGGAUGCAUCGGGGCGCGGACAGCGUGUACUCAUUUUGUGAUACAGACCAAGCCAUGUCUUUUAUAUGCUAUUUAAUAGCGUGGUUUUGAUUUGGCACAGGAG
Messenger RNA from Aspergillus heteromorphus CBS 117.55, 1065 nucleotides. RefSeq lists its product as uncharacterized. The transcript has 4 exons. The record is from RefSeq and is a predicted model, not a curated record. Bases 1 to 771 code for a protein of 256 amino acids. Lineage: Eukaryota; Fungi; Ascomycota; Eurotiomycetes; Eurotiales; Aspergillaceae.